Molecule: messenger RNA, 1476 nt
Organism: Arthroderma uncinatum
Lineage: Eukaryota; Fungi; Ascomycota; Eurotiomycetes; Onygenales; Arthrodermataceae
Product: 6-phosphogluconate dehydrogenase, decarboxylating
Exons: 5
Coding region: 1-1476 (491 amino acids)
Biological process (GO): pentose-phosphate shunt, oxidative branch; pentose-phosphate shunt
Cellular component (GO): cytosol
Molecular function (GO): phosphogluconate dehydrogenase (decarboxylating) activity; NADP binding
Source: RefSeq, a predicted model, not a curated record
AUGUCCGACCAAGCAGUUGCUGACUUCGGCCUCAUCGGCCUGGCCGUCAUGGGCCAAAACCUCAUCAUGAACGUUGCCGACCACGGCUUCACCGUCGUGGCGUUCAAUCGCACGGUAGCCAAGGUCGACCGCUUCCUGGAGAACGAAGCCAAAGGAAAAUCGAUUGUUGGAGCGCACUCGGUCGAGGAGUUCUGCUCUAAGCUGAAGAAACCCCGUCGUAUCAUGCUUCUGGUAAUGGCCGGCAAGCCCGUGGACGAUUUCAUCGAGAGCCUCCUCCCCCACGUUGAGAAGGGCGAUAUCAUCAUCGACGGAGGCAACUCGCACUACCCAGACUCGAACCGCCGAACCAAGUAUCUGGCUGAAAAGGGCAUUCGAUUCGUCGGCACCGGUGUCUCGGGCGGUGAAGAAGGCGCUCGUUACGGCCCUAGCUUGAUGCCCGGUGGUAACGAGGAGGCCUGGCCGUUCAUCAAGGAUAUCUUCCAGAGCGUUGCGGCAAAGAGUGACGGCGAGGCGUGCUGUGACUGGGUUGGUGAUGAAGGUGCCGGACACUACGUCAAGAUGGUGCAUAACGGUAUCGAGUAUGGAGACAUGCAAUUGAUCACCGAGGCAUACGACAUCCUCAAGCGAGGCCUGGGAAUGACCCCGGCUGAGAUCGGUGACGUCUUCGAAAAAUGGAACACCGGCGUUCUUGACUCUUUCCUCAUCGAAAUCACCCGUGAUAUUCUCCGCCACAACGAUGAUGACGGAACUGCUCUACUCGAAAAGAUCCUCGACGCUGCCGGCCAAAAGGGAACUGGCAAAUGGACUGCUAUCAACGCACUCGACCUGGGCAUGCCAGUCACGCUAAUCGGAGAGGCCGUGUUUGCUAGAUGCCUUAGCUCUCUCAAGCAGGAGCGUAUCCGUGCCAGCAAGGUGCUCAAGGGGCCCGAGCCAGACUUCAAGGGCGACAGGAAGGAGUUUAUCGACAACCUCGAGCAGGCUCUCUAUGCUUCCAAGAUCAUCUCCUACGCUCAGGGGUUCAUGCUCAUCCAGGAGGCUGCCAAAGAAUACAAAUGGAAGCUAAACAAGCCAUCCAUCGCCCUUAUGUGGCGAGGCGGAUGCAUCAUCCGCUCUGUCUUCCUCAAGGACAUCACAAACGCCUACCGUACCAACCCUGACCUCGAAAACCUCCUCUUCGACGACUUCUUCAACAAGGCAAUCCACAACGCCCAGGCUGGAUGGCGUGACGUCGUAUCCAAAUCCGCUCUAUGGGGUAUCCCAACCCCUGCGUUCAGCACCGCUCUGGGCUUCUAUGACGGCUACAGAUCGCGCGACCUGCCAGCCAACCUGCUGCAGGCACAGAGAGACUACUUUGGAGCCCACACGUUCAAGAUCAAGCCCGAGUGUGCCAGUGAGAAGUAUCCCGAGGGUCAGGAUAUCCACGUCAACUGGACAGGGAGGGGAGGCAACGUCUCUGCCUCGACAUACCAAGUCUAA